AUGGCAGGAGCAGCUCCUGCAGCGUCACCUGUCGCUGCGAAGAAAGAUCCGGUUGUGCGGCCUCCGUCGCUGGCAGCUCACCUUUAUCUCUUCUUGUACAACUGCGUCGCGACUGCUGCUUGGGGCUACGUCUUCUUUCUCUUUGUGCAACACACUCUGGAGAAGUCCUCGUGGACCGACUUCGCCGCACCUUCUCUCUACCGCGCGCUUGAGUUUCCCCUCACAGUCGCCCAGAGCAUGCAGGCGAUGGAAGUCGUCCACGCAGCCGCAGGGAUCGUGCGCAGCGGCGUCAUGACCACGCUGACUCAAGUGUUCUCACGCAUUCAACUGGUCUUGUUUCUCUUCCGGCACGUUCCUGAGACGCACGACACCGCCGCCUUCGGCAGCCUCAUCGCCGCGUGGUGUCUAGCCGAGCUGCUCCGCUACCCGUUCUUCUGCGCACAAGAAUUGCUCCACUGCAUUCACCACCGGGAGGCAAAGAAGGCGUUUGGAGAUGAGGCAGCUAUGGCGGCAGUCAAGGCCAAGACGGAGGUUCCGAUGAUCCUUAAAUGGCUACGAUACUCGGGUUUCACGUUCCUGUAUCCGGUGGGCAUCACCAGCGAGGUGGUGUGCAUGCUGAGCGCCUUGCCCACGCUUCAGUUGCCUCAUUUUGCGCAUUACCCCGUCCCGAUGCCCAACACACUCAACUUCGAAGUCAACCUCCACUGCCUGUACGUCCUCAUUUUGCUGGCGUACAUUCCCGGCAGCUUCAUGCUCUACACCCACAUGCUCCAGCAGCGGAAGAAGAAUCUCUACGGCGCUGGAGCCGAAGAGAAGAAACGACAAUGA
This is a messenger RNA of Neospora caninum, 828 nucleotides long. RefSeq lists its product as hypothetical. The transcript has 4 exons. Gene Ontology annotation, cellular component: endoplasmic reticulum membrane. Gene Ontology annotation, molecular function: 3-hydroxyacyl-CoA dehydratase activity. Gene Ontology annotation, biological process: fatty acid elongation; very long-chain fatty acid biosynthetic process; sphingolipid biosynthetic process. Bases 1 to 828 code for a protein of 275 amino acids. The record is from RefSeq and is a predicted model, not a curated record. NCBI's taxonomy places the organism in Eukaryota, Apicomplexa, Conoidasida, Eucoccidiorida, Sarcocystidae.